CACAUACUAGUACCUUACCCCGAGAAACCACCGUCGACCCCCGACUCGACUCGCCUCGACGUUCACACCGCAAACCCCCAACCCUCGGGCGACAACUCAACAACGCGACCCGCCAACAGCCGACUUCUCUUUCCCUUUUGUGGUUUCUAGCGCCCGAACUCCCCCUCCAUCCCUUCACCAACACCCCGAACCCGAAACCCGACGACCCCUCGGACGGUUUUUUUUUCUCCCAAAGGGGGUCCGAAGGAACCUUGGGCCCAAACCAUGUUAUCCGCCUUCACCGCUCGACCGCUCGUCGAGUUCAAACCGCGCGAUCGAUCGCGCAUCGAGUCCGUUCUCGCGUACGGGGACCGGGUGCUCGUGGGAUUGAACAAUGGGAGUUUACGGGUGUAUCGGGUGAAUGAGGUGGAGAAGGAGGCUGCGGAUGGUGAUGAGGGGAUGAAUGGGCAUCAGGAUGGUACUCAGGGGAAUCAUGGGGAUGGUGGUGCGCUUGGGAAUAAUGUUAAUGGGGGUGUUGGUGCGAAGACGGUACCCGCUCGUGAUGCUGAGGGUGGUGGAGCGGAGAAUGCGAAUCCAGCGGCCAAUGCUGCAGAUCAUGCGAAGGUGAAUGCUGCUCCAGCAGCCACACCACAUGUGCCGGUCAAACUGAAACAGACGGAUCUUCUGCGCGAGGUCGAGAAGUUCUCCCGGUACAAGGUGGAGCAGUUGGCUCUGAUCAAGGAGGCCAAGUUGCUGGUCUCGUUGUCGGGCGGGUAUGUCUCGAUCCAUGAUCUGCAGACGUAUGCGCUGCAGGAGCAGAUGACCCGCACGAAGGGGGCGUCGACCUUUGCGGUGACGUCGAAUAUCGUCAAUGACUCCGAGACCGGGGUGCCGUCGAUCGUGUCGCGGCUGGCGGUGGCGGUGAAGCGCAAGGUCUUGCUGUGGGUGUGGCGCGAUAUGGAGGUCGAGGGUGAGGUGGUGGAGAUGACGCUGGUCAGUGGCAUCAAGACGCUGACGUGGGUGUCCGGGACGAGGUUGGUGGCCGGGCUGGGGUCCAGCUUCGUGAUGGUUGAUAUCGAGACGGCCAGCGUGACGGACUUGGUCGGCCCCGGGAGUAUCGGCGGGUUGGGUGGCCAGGAAACCGGCCGGUUGACGGGGGUCGGAGUCGCCAGUAUGAGUUAUAUCGGCAUUGGUGGGUCGGCCCCCAAGCCUCUGGCGACGAGGUUGUCCGAGGGCCAGGUGCUGUUGGCGAAAGAUAUCAAUACCCAGUUCAUCGAUAUCAAUGGCGCGUCGCUGGGGAGGCGACAGAUCCCCUGGAGCCAUGCGCCGGCGGAUAUCGGGUACUCGUAUCCGUUUCUGCUCGCCCUGCAUGACGCGUCCAAGGGGGUGCUAGAGGUGCGCAAUCCGGAGACGCUGUCGCUACUCCAGUCGGUUCCACUGCCGUCCGCCAAUAUCCUGCAUAUCCCCCAGCCGACGAUCAGCUUGGCCCAUGCGGGCAAGGGGUUCCUGGUGGCGAGCGAGCGCACGAUCUGGCGCAUGGAAGCGCUGAGCUACGAUACUCAGAUUGACUCGCUGGUGGAGAAGGGCUACCUGGACGAGGCCGUGAGUCUGACAAGCAUGCUGGAGGAUGCGCUCUUGAGGGAUAAGCAGGGCCGGCUACGUGCGAUCAAACUCGAGAAAGCGGAAGGGCUGUUUCGACUCCGGAAAUAUGCGGACGCGAUGGAUAUAUUCACCGAGAUCUCUGCGCCACCGGAAACGGUGAUCAGGCUCUAUCCCAAGAUCGUGGCGGGAGAGCUAUCGUCGGUCCCCGAGGAGCAAGAGGAAUCCGAAGACAGCGCCACCGAGAGCCCGUCCAAGACCCCCGACAACCAGAAACAGGUGGAUGGCAAUCACACGGCGGAUGCUGCUGUUGCGGCCACGGCCAAGACGCUCUCGCACGCCCCGUCGGUCAUGUCGCUGCUGCGGUCCAAGACGGAGACAUUCGACGAUGCGGCCAGUAUCCGGACGAGGAUGACCGAAGACGCCAAGCCCGACAAGGCCCUCGAAGGAAAUGAUCUCAAGUUGGCGGUUCGUGAGCUGCAGAGGUACCUGGCCGAUGUCCGUCGGCGGUUCCAGCGCUUCCUCAACCCCGAUGGGUCACUGAAGGUGUUCGAUCUGCCGGCGGACGCAGCCACAGAUGAACUGACCGAUUCUGUGAUGAAAUUGCUCGAGACCAGCACCAAGGAUAUUCAGGAUCCCGAGUUCGGGGAGAAGAUUCGCGAGAAGGCCAAACUCGUCGACACCACCCUCUUCCGAGCGUAUAUGUAUGCGAUCCCUGCUCUGGCGGGGUCUCUCUUCCGGAUCGCGAACUUCUGCGACCCGGACGUGGUCAUGGAGAGGCUCGAGGAGACCGGCCGGCACAACGACCUGAUCGAUUUCCUGUACGGCAAAAAACUGCACCGCCAGGCGCUGGAGCUGCUCCAGCGGUUCGGUCAGGCGGAGGAGGAAGAGGAGACCGCUCCGCAGCUGCACGGUCCCAAGAGAACGGUCGUCUACCUACAGAAUCUCCCGCCGGACCGGAUCGACCUCAUCCUCGAGUUCGCCGAAUGGCCACUGCGGGAGGACCCCGAAUUGGGCAUGGAGGUCUUUCUGGCGGACACGGAGAACGCAGAGACUCUGCCCCGGCAUCGCGUGCUGGACUUUUUGCGGGGCAUCGAUGUUAAUCUGGCCGUGCAAUACCUGGAACAUGUCAUCGGCGAGCUGAACGACAUGUCGCCGGAUCUACAUCAGCAGCUGCUCAAUUUCUACCUGGACCGUCUGAAGAAGUACAGAAACAAGGAGUGGGAAUUCGCUAGCGAAGAUGACCACGUCGCGUGGCGAACCAAGUUCCUCACCAUGCUCAGGUCGAGCACGCAGUACUCGCCAGCCAAGAUUCUAAACCGCCUGGACCGCGACGAUCCCGAAUUGUUCGAAGCGCGAGCAAUCGUGUUCAGCAAGAUGGGGCAACACAAGCAGGCGCUGGAGAUCUACGUGUUCAAGCUGGAGGACUAUGCUAAGGCUGAGGAAUACUGCAACCAUCUCCACAAACAGGACGAUAUAGCGUCUACCGAAGAAGGCGGGCCUUGUGUGGCUCUGCUGGCUUACGAAGAAGACAAGCCGUCGAUCUAUUUGACUCUCCUAGCACUCUAUCUAACCCCGCCCCACGGAUACAAGCCACGAUAUGGGCCAGCGCUCGAAGUGCUGGCCAAGCACGGGUCCCGCCUGCCUCCCGGGUCCGCGCUGGACCUGAUCCCCGAAACCCUCCCGGUGAAGGAGCUCGACUUCUACUUCAAGGGUCGCAUGCGCGCCGCCAACUCGAUCCUCAACGAGAGCCGGAUCGUGGCGAGCCUGCAGAAAGCCGAGAACAUCAAGACCCAAGCCCAGCUGCUGGUGGGUGAGGGGACGGAUCCCAAGCGGUCGAGAUCCCGACAUGUCACCAUUACCGAAGAGAGGGUGUGCGGGAUCUGCCACAAGCGGAUCGGGGGCAGUGUGAUCAACGUGUAUCCAGAGUACGUCAUUUUCUUUCCCUUUAUUUUUUUUGGAAAAAAAAAUUGGUUGCUGACUUGCGCCGCAGUAAUACCGUUGUCCAUCUUGGUUGCGCCAACCGCAAGCGGUCACUUUCAUGAUGUUGAUGUCAGUGUCGUUGUAAAUAGAAGUCAUGGUCUUGUUUCUUGUGGUAUCGUAUAUUUGCGUUCCGUCUUUUCUUUUCCUGCCUCUUUUUUUUUUUUUUUCUCUUCGUGAUCUCCUUGUUCACAUAUUUGCCAUUUUGGAGUGGGGCGGACGCUUCCUGCACGAUGAUACCCGGGGGGGAUAGCGAUCUCUUUCAUAUUUUGCAUCUUUCCUUUUUUUCGAAUCAUAUCACGUCAUAGCCUCCCUGAAACCUCCCUGAAAGUGUUCAAUCUCAUCCUCAUCAUCAUCAUGUAUUCCCGUUCACGGCCACACAUCCACGUAAGCCCUAAUUUGUCGAUAGCGUAGUUCAGCGACGCAAUUGUAGUUGGG
This is a messenger RNA of Aspergillus fijiensis CBS 313.89, 3996 nucleotides long. RefSeq names its product putative vacuolar morphogenesis protein AvaB. Gene Ontology annotation, biological process: endosomal vesicle fusion; intracellular protein transport; vesicle-mediated transport. Gene Ontology annotation, cellular component: cytoplasm; fungal-type vacuole membrane. The transcript has 3 exons. Lineage: Eukaryota; Fungi; Ascomycota; Eurotiomycetes; Eurotiales; Aspergillaceae. The record is from RefSeq and is a predicted model, not a curated record. The coding region runs from base 265 to 3738 and encodes 1157 amino acids.